This is a messenger RNA of Etheostoma spectabile (orangethroat darter), 3085 nucleotides long. RefSeq names its product F-box protein 7 (gene fbxo7). Gene Ontology annotation, molecular function: protein kinase binding. The record is from RefSeq and is a predicted model, not a curated record. Lineage: Eukaryota; Metazoa; Chordata; Actinopteri; Perciformes; Percidae. Gene Ontology annotation, biological process: positive regulation of autophagy of mitochondrion. The transcript has 10 exons. Bases 138 to 1652 code for a protein of 504 amino acids.
UUUUGAAACCGGAAGUUGCCUCAGCAGCGGUGCCGUUUUGACGCCGCUGUCUCUCGUCGCCACUUCUCUGUAAACAGACGCAACUCCUCAGAGAAAUGUGAUAAAACGACCUGGAUUCACACAACUAAUCCGUCAUCAUGAAGCUGCGGGUUCGGAUCCACCGGCAGACCACCAGGGUGGAGUUACCCGGACCAGAACCCAGUCUGAGCCAGCUCACAGACCUCAUCAAGGAGACGCUGUUGUCUCCUCACGGGCUCAGUGCAGACACGCCGGUCAGCCUGUCGCUGAACGGCUUCGAGCUGCUGUCCCACUCCGGCGAGACGCUGGCGUCCUGCGGCAUCGUGUCCGGGGAUCUGGUCUGCGUCGUUCUGCCGGAGUCUGUAGCCGGCGUAUCACCCGGCGCCUCCAACGGGACCCCCGGCAGCGGGACCCCCGGCAGCGGGACCCCCGGCAUCGGGACGGAGCCCCAGGGACAGCAGAACCAGACUGCUGCCCUAACAUCCAGCCUGCAGCUGACCGGCAGCAGCAUGAGGCCUGCAGCCGCUCCCGCACAGACUCAGGACUCCCCCGGGGUGGACUCAGGACCCUCAGGACCCCCUGGGCCCUCAGGACCCCCUGGGCCCCCUGGGCCCUCAGGACCCCCUGGGCCCCCCGGGCCGUCGGAGCCCAGCUGGGAGCCGAUGCUGUGCAGCGAGGCGGAGGACAGCCAGGCUCCUCUCUCCCUGGAGCUCCUCCACCACUCGGCUCAGCCCGGCAGCCCCAGCGACGCCGUCAUGGUGGCCGGGCACCUGCUGAUGCUGGAAACCGGCUUCACACCCCAGGGCUGUGUUUCUAAGUCCGGGGAGAUGCCUCCAGGCUGGAGGUCUGCAGCUGGAGUGUACCGGCUGCAGUACUCCCACCCUCUGUGUGAUGGCAGCCUGGCCAUGGUGGUGGGGGUGUGCAUGGGCCCCGUGCUCGUCAUCAACGCGACUCUGAAGGUGAACGAAACCGUCGACACCGUCCGAAAACUGUGUCUGAACCCGUCCAGCUUCGUGACCCCCGAGUGGCCAGGAGAAAGUGCCGCUGCAGCCUUCAGAGAUCUGAAGAAACUGUCCCGAAUCUUCAAAGACCAGCUGGCGUACCCGCUGAUCGCUGCCGCCAGGGAAGCGAUGGCGCUGCCCGUGGCGUUCGGGCUGGCGGCCCUCCCCCCGGAGCUGCUCCUCCGGGUGCUCCGGCUGCUGGACGUCCGCUCCGUGGUGAGACUGUCCUCCUGCUGCAGACACUUCAGCUGCUGCACGGCCGACUCCACGCUGUGGAGACACCUGUACCUGCGCGACUUCUCAGAUCGAGAUCUCAGCCGGUCCAGAGACACAGACUGGAGAGAGCUGUACAAGCGGUUCCAUAAGAUUCGCUGUGAGCUCCGACAGAUGACCCGGCACCGCUCCCUCCCCGUGCCCGUCCCGUACCCCCCCCUCCACCACCCGCUGCCCCUCCCGCUGCACCCCCCCAUGCCCGGCAUCAUCGGGGGGGAGUACGACCAGUGGCCGGUCCUCCCCCGCGCCCUCCUCCCCCGCUACGACCUCAUCGGCUCGCCGCGGGACCCCGACGGGCGGCUCCCCCGGGUGCGUCCGACGGCGGGACGUCCCGCGGACAUCCGGCGAGGAUUCAUCUGAGUCGCCUGUCUUCUUCUUCUUCUCUUCUUUCUUCUUCUGCAAUAAAACCAACAGCAGCGACCCCAACGACACUAGCGCUCAUUCAUUAGCAACAGGAAGCAGGAGGCUUUUAUUUUGUAGGAGGGCCUCAGCUACGCCGACGACCGUUCUGUUAACGCUGUCGGUGCACGAUUCGUUCUGCACAUGUGCAGAUGAUGUCAUGAUGAUGUCAUGAUGUACGAGGAUUAACGGCGCUGCACCAUCUGUUCCACUGUAGCGCUCAGCUGUUAGCCUCCACCGGAAAGCUAACGACGCUAGCUUAGCAAACAGCUAAUUAAGCUACAUCCAUGAGGCUAACGGCUAACCACUACAGCUAUGACAGAUUGUGUACUGAUUAGCUAAGAGAACGGUUAGCCUCUACCGGGAAGCUGACACUAGCUUAGCUAACAGCUAAUUCGGCUAACCGCUAGCUAACAGCUAAUGCGGCUAACCGCUAGAUGGCAGCUUGAUUCAGCCUAAAAUAACGUUACUCAAACUAAACAGCUCCAGCUGAAUUAAGACUUUACAGUAAUAAUGAAGACAAGUGUUGAGUGAUUGUGUUUUAAAUAAGUGAAGUAGAACUGACAUAACAGCUGUUAUAUAUUUAAACGGUUGUUUAAAGUUUUGAGGCUCUUAUACACGCUGUCUCAGCUAGCGGUUAGCCGAAUUAGCUGUUAGCUAAGCUAACGUUAGCGUCCCGGUGGAGGCGAACAGACUUUCUUUCACUGUCUAUGGGAACAGAUGACGCAGGGUCUUAAAUCCACAUUCAUCAUGACGUCAUCAUGACGUCAUCAUGACAUUAUCGUGACGUCAUCGUGACAUCAUCAUGACAUCAUCGUGACAUUAUCAUGACAUCAUCAUGACAUUAUCGUGACGUCAUCGUGACAUCAUUGUGACAUCAUCAUGACAUCAUCAUGACAUCAUCAUGACAUUAUCGUGACGUCAUCGUGACAUCAUCAUGACAUUAUCGUGACGUCAUCGUGACAUCAUCGUGACAUCAUCGUGACAUCAUCGUGACAUCAUCGUGACAUCGUGACAUCAUCGUGACAUCAACUGCACGUGCUCAGAACGGAUCGUGCACCGACAAACGCACCAAGAGGACUCGUUGACUUUAGGAGAAAGAUGAGCUACGCACAAACUCAACAACAACGACAUAAUUAUUAAAAGUAUUAAAAAUAUAAGAUUAUAUUAGCUCAGAUUUAGCGUCGCACUGCGUCGCUGUAGCUCUUCUUUACUGGUUUCUGCUCAUAUUCUGGAGUUAAUUUGGGAUUUAUAAUAACAACUUCGCACCUUUUUUCAAAAUAAAAGUCCUCUGGUGAAGUCAACGCUAUGAGAUAGAAAUCAUUUUUGGCUUUUUAUGAGAUUCUGUAACUUCUUAAGUUAAAGUUUUGACUCAGUUUUUCAUGAUUCUGACU